Naegleria lovaniensis is the source of this 981-nucleotide messenger RNA. RefSeq lists its product as uncharacterized. The transcript has a single exon. Gene Ontology annotation, molecular function: RNA 7-methylguanosine cap binding; translation initiation factor activity. Lineage: Eukaryota; Heterolobosea; Eutetramitea; Acrasida; Naegleriidae. The record is from RefSeq and is a predicted model, not a curated record. Gene Ontology annotation, biological process: translational initiation. Gene Ontology annotation, cellular component: eukaryotic translation initiation factor 4F complex. Bases 1 to 981 code for a protein of 326 amino acids.
AUGAGCAACAAUAACAACAACGAUUGGAAAUCCGUGCAAAAUAAGCCAAGAACUGGAAGAAAAACUCAAUCCAAUAGUGCUACAUCCACUACACCCACUGGUUCAUCGACAUCCUCCUCAUUAUUUUCCUCCGCAUCAUCAUCCACAACCAGUGGCAGUACUUCAGGCUCUUCCGCCGUCGGAUCCAAUAGUAUCAAUUAUAAUGUUGUAGCAGCAACAGGAUAUAAAACUGCUGCUGUUGUAUCCGUGCCAAACCUUGAAUCAAGGGGAACAAGUAUGCAGCAUCAUCAUCACAAUAAUUUGUCUGUACCAUCCUCCUCCUCAUCAUCAUCAUCUGCUUCUUCAACAAAUCAACCAUUGGAUAAACAUCCACUAGGUCAUACAUUUACAUUUUCCUACUUUAGAAAGGAGAAGGGUAUUGAUUAUGAAGAUUGUAUGAAAACUGUAGGCGAUUUUUCAACUGUGGAAGAAUUCUGGGCACUCUACACUCACAUGAAAAGACCGUAUGAGCUUAAAGUAUCGAUGGAUUAUCAUCUAUUUAAACAAGGAAUUAAACCCAUGUGGGAAGAUGAAAAAAACAAAAACGGAGGCAGACUCAUGCUUCGAUGUAAAAGUGGCUAUUCUGCUCGAAUUUGGGAAGAUUUACUCUUAUCUUUCAUUGGUCAACAAUUUACAAAUGACGAUGACAUUAACGGAGUGGUAAUUUCUAUUCGAGACAAUCAUGACAUUAUUUCAAUCUGGAACAAGAAUGGAGACGACGAGAAAAUUCAAGAAACAUUGAAGCAUGAUGUCAUGACCUUGUUGAACUUGCCUUCCCAAACCAAGCUCGAAUACAAGGCUCACAAGGAUGCCAUUCAAACACAUACCAAGAUGCUUGAAUUGUGGGGCAGUAAUUUUAAACCAAGCGAUGACACUGACAUUCAAGAUGAUGCAGACUUGACUGAAUCAAAUCAAAUUGAAGAAACAACAAAACAACGAUAA